AUUGAAGGGGAAUAUUUAGUGUACCUGCAGAAGGUAAAUUACUUGCAUGCUUAAUGUGUACAAAUUAGAUUUGAGCUACGAAGUGGAAGCUUUUCAUUGUAAACGACUAAACUUUUGGUUCAGCUCCCACACAAAGCUAGCAUAUGACUUCAGAGGGUUUGAACCAUAGCAUUGAAAUCACAGAGAAUAAAGUUAAGCAACUUAUGGAAAUGUUAUGUUAUGAGAAAAAGGGAACAUGAAAAUGUACAUUUGCGCUUGCAAGCCAAAGAAACUUCUUUUAAAAGCUAAAAACGAAUGUAAUCUCAUGCAGUUGUUGUACCUCACUCUCACUGUAGAAAUAAGUGAGCUAGAAGGAAGCAGCUUUAAGAGGAAGAAUGUUUUCCUAUUAUUGACACACCUUUUUUGGUUAGUAAUUUACAAUGCAAAGUUGUUUCAAUACAAAACCAAGUUAUUGUUCAAAAGAAAAGCAGUUGGAUGCUCUGAGUUAUAAACUCUUGGGUCACCAGGUGAUAUUUUAUAUACACCUGACUGAUGAGUGUUUCCGCUGCUUAUAAAGCAAAGUUGUGCCAUUGGCUGCUUAUUACACAUACAGAGAGUGGACAGAGAGUCCGCUAACACUCAGACACAAGGAGAACCCUCUGGCAGUCAGCAGAUCUAAGUUUGAGAUUCAAGUUCUAGUGUUUUUUGGAUUGCGUUUUGCAGUUCAAAUAAAGCCAAAGGCAAACGAUGCAGACAGCAGAUACGACAUAUGACAGUCUUUCUCAGCUGAACUAUGGUUUCCAACAUGAAGAGCAGCAGGCCCAUCCAUAUCUGCCUCCUUCUGGAAUAUAUCCAGCUUUACCUCAGUACCCCGGUCCCCAAAACCCACAACAUCUAUACCAGAAUUCAGAGAAAUACUCGCCUGCUCAGAACCUCCAUCAGUAUACGCCUCAAGCUGCACCUGUUAAUACACACCACACGUUCACAUCUGGACUCUACCUUGAUGUUAAUCCGGUUCACAAAUCUUCCAGGAGAAAAAAAUGGCCAUUUAUUCUUGGCAUAGUCAUCACCCUGCUGGUCGUUGCUGGGGUCAUAGCUGCGGUGCUUUGGUUUUAUGGUCUGUUUGAUUGUUUGCUAGGAUCUCGCUGUCAGACAGAUAACAAACAUGUCAGUCUUUCGCAGUGGUGUGACGGCAUGGAGAACUGUCCUUUGGGAGACGAUGAAAUUCGUCUGUUUGGAUCUAAUUUCCUUCUUCAGAUGUAUUCAAAUGUGACCCGAAAAUGGGAGAAUGUGUGUUCAGAUAGAUGGAAUGACAGCCUCGGACAGCAAGCGUGUGAGAUGAUGGGAUACGAGAGGAGCACUUAUGUGGGUUAUGAGGAGAUUGACUACAUGCUGGUGAAGACCGAUUCUCUCAGCUCUUCCAAUCUGACAGGUUUUCUCAGUAAAACUUCAGACUGUCCAUCUAACAAAGCAGUGGCACUCAAAUGUAUAGAUUGCGGACGGAACAUCGGGACCCGAAUCGUGGGAGGAACCACGGUGACCUCUAAGGGGGUGUGGCCAUGGCAGGUCAGCCUGCAAAUUUCCGGAGUGCAUUUGUGUGGCGGGUCUGUCAUUACACCUUACUGGAUCGUCACUGCGGCUCACUGUGUGCAUGAGAGAUCAGAUGCAAGGGUCUGGACUGUGUAUGCUGGAUAUCUGAAUCUUCCCGAGAUGCUGUCGGCCACCGGCAGUUCUGUCAGCCGAAUUAUCAUGCACAACUAUGACCCAGUAACCGAUGAGAAUGACAUUGCCUUGAUGAAGCUAAGCAGUCCUCUCACGAUUACAUCGAACGUCAGGCCAGUGUGUCUACCCAAUAAAGGCAUGUACUUCACUGCUCCACGGGAUUGUUAUGUCACUGGAUGGGGGUCACUGUUUAGUGGAGGAUCUUCCUCACAAACCCUACAAGAAGCCAAAAUCCAGCUAAUCGACAGAACGACUUGCAACAGCCGAGCAGUGUAUAACGGACAAAUCACAGACACCAUGAUCUGUGCUGGCAAGCUGGAGGGUGGCGUGGACUCCUGUCAGGGGGACAGUGGGGGUCCUCUGGUCACAAAAGAGAAUUCUCUAUGGUGGCUGGUUGGGGACACUAGCUGGGGUGAUGGAUGUGCUUUCAGAAACAAGCCCGGAGUCUACGGAAAUGUGACCUACUUCCUUGACUGGAUACAUGAACAAAUGCGGAAAUAUUAACUUUUUAAUAUAAGGUUUUUUGAGAAGAGCAACUGAUCCAAAUCGCUGGAACUGUGACAGUGUACAUUUAUUUUUUUGCUUUCAUAUUAAUGUUAUCACAUAAAUCUAAAAUAAGCACUUAUUUAUUUUCACCAGUGUUCGUAAUGAAGUGAAUUGCACAUUAAGCUACAAUAUGCACUUUUCUUUCUUUUUUUGUUGUUGUAUGUUUUGUGUAAAGAGAACAAUUGUACAAAUGAUUUUAUUAAAAUAAUAGUAAAAUAACAAAAAAGAACCUACCUGACAAUCUCACUCCACUGACAUGUUUCUGUUCUCUGGCUGUCUUUGUCACCACAGCAGCUCACAUUUACAUUAUUACAGUAUUUGAUAACAGGGUGUGACAGACAAUAUAACCAUUGUCCUCAGAACUGUGAACAGACACGGUCAUGAAAAAAGUCUUGAAAAAACGGUCAUUUGACGGUCAUGAAAAAAUAUUUUAUUUUAAAAUGUACAUGAAUGUCUGACUGAACACUAUUUCUUUUUUCACGUUUAAUUGCCUUUUUGUCUUCUCAUUAAAUUAAUUUGUGUAAAUAUACAUAUUUAAUGUCGUCUCUGACAAAAAAGCAGCAUGCCUAAUAAGUUAAAAAGGAAAAUUCUCUUUAAAAGAGUGGAAUCGAAUGCUAAACGGAAUACUACACAUCAAAUUUCUAAUACAUUUUUAUCUCAAUUACCCAUGUUCAGUCUUAAUAAAAUCUCUGCCACAUAUUUCAUUCUACAUUUUAUUACACAUUUUAUGACUUGAACUUCAUUAUAUUUUAUAUAAGAUUUUGUAUGUGUUAAAUAUGAAAUUGUAAUAGAAUACUGAAUAUGAGCUUGGAUAUUGUGAUACUGUAUACAUGUGCAUCUAAAGUUUGAAUAUUGUGAACAUAUAUAUAUUUAUGUUAUUUCAAAAAGUGACAUUUUCAUAUAUUCUAGAUUCAUUACAUGUAAAAUAAAACAUUUAAAAAGUU
Messenger RNA from Carassius gibelio (silver crucian carp), 3191 nucleotides. Its product is annotated as transmembrane protease serine 2. NCBI's taxonomy places the organism in Eukaryota, Metazoa, Chordata, Actinopteri, Cypriniformes, Cyprinidae. The transcript is spliced from 14 exons. The record is from RefSeq and is a predicted model, not a curated record. Gene Ontology annotation, cellular component: membrane. Gene Ontology annotation, biological process: proteolysis. Gene Ontology annotation, molecular function: serine-type endopeptidase activity. Bases 727 to 2205 code for a protein of 492 amino acids.